AUGUUUACUCUAAUACCGCACAGCUAUGAAGAACCACCUGAGCAAUUUGUUGAACCUGUGUUUACUGCCUUAAAACGGACAUUCGCAGUUGAUGGUCAAGACAUUGGUAUAUACCUUCAGAUACACGUUGAUGCACUACCAACGUACGGCGCGGGAAAGCAAUUAACACAGGCCGACAGAAAACUCGUGGAGAGAUGCUGUAUUAGAGACCCCGUGUUCCCCCAUUUCGUAUCGAUGAGAAUUUGGGCGGGGAGCUGUUACAAUACGGCACUUAUGAGCUGCGCCGUAGCUAUUGCCCAUGUGACUUUGGGGUUGAUCCCCCCAGGAGGAAUGCUAGCGAGCUUUGAGGUAGAACGAUCUGUUUUUGAGCGGGUUGGUGAUCGCCAACAACUUGUUGCAGGAUGCACAAUGGACUGGGUAAACGGCCCCUCACUACAGGGUCACCAUGUCAGUUUAGCAGACGCCUUCAAGAACUUUUUAGAAGACAGUCAGUGGGUCGUGCUAGGCAGGUACAUGCACCUACGAAGGACAUUUGGCACAGGACGAGUGCCUGUCAAAGAUGUAGGUAACAUCCUGCAAUGCAGGGUCAUUGACUAUCAAUAACAUAAACAAUGAGCAAUCACAAACCUAAGUAUGUAUAUUAUCAAAUAUAUAAUAUAUAGACAAAUAUUUCACAUAAUUAUGCACAUAACACUUUUUAGACGAUUUAACUUAGGACGACAUCAGCAUUGGUCUUUAUGCGAGAGCCGGUACGCGAUGCCAAUUUGACGUUUAUUCAACCAGGAGACGUCUACUCUCUCGACCCCACAACCAGUGAUAGGCAACACGUCUUGUACGAGAUUCACGCUAUCUCACCAUUCAGCCAGUCCUUAUUGGCAAUGGGAAUAGACUUGUGUUUUAAUUUUUGU
Owenia fusiformis is the source of this 908-nucleotide messenger RNA. NCBI's taxonomy places the organism in Eukaryota, Metazoa, Annelida, Polychaeta, Sabellida, Oweniidae. The record is from the annotation of a GenBank genome assembly.